AUGGUGGUGGAUGUCUUCUCCUCCUGCAUGGUGGGUGGCUGCUGGCGUUGUGUGCCUUCCUUGCGUGGAUGCUGUCUCGUGGUGUGUGAACUGUGCGGCUGGACCUGCUGCCCUUUCCUCAUUUUGUCUGCUCUCUCGCGCUGCGUCCGCGAUGCUCCGUUCCUCUCCCUCCUGUUCCAUUCCUUUUCCUUCUGCCUCACCGAUCAGCUCACUGACUCCAGCGACUCCACGACGCGUGACGAUGGUGCGGUGUGCGCCGUGUUGGUCCUUGCGGUUGUGGCUGUUGUGGUGGGUGCUCACUCCGUGUGCGUGACGGCUGCUGGGAGUCCUGGAGAUGUAUCUGGUGAUGCGGAUGCGGUGGUUGUGCCGGUGGAUGUGUCGUGUGCUCCGAGUGACGGCAGCCUGAGCUAUCGCGUGCGUGUGUGGGCGUGGAGGAAGUGUUCCGCUGCCGGUGCUGAGGCUCAGCAUGAGAAUUACACUUUCAGUGGCUUUGAUGUGCGCAUGCAUGGCAGGGAUGGUGAGCUGGGUGCUGUGUGUCAUGUGGUCAAUGCGGUGCACACAUGUAGCAGCUGUGCUGUCAGCUGUGCAACGGAAGAGGAAGAGGCCACCGUUGCCUUCACGAUGAAUGUGACGACGCAUAAAUACGCCGGCCCCUAUGAAUUGUGGUGGCGCCAAUUUUCCCCGAUGGAACCAUCCAUCCGCCUGCACGGAGCGGCGAUGCUGACCGGACGGGCAUCUGUCAGUUGCCGCCACCCCGUGAAGGGAAGGAUGACACAAAAUCUGGUGGGACAACUGCGCCGCAAGUCAGUGCCGAGCCGUCACGUCAACACGAGGAUCGGCGACGGUCUGCGGCGGCUGACGGACCCAACACCGUCGAUCUGA
This is a messenger RNA of Trypanosoma cruzi, 882 nucleotides long. RefSeq lists its product as uncharacterized. The transcript has a single exon. Bases 1 to 882 code for a protein of 293 amino acids. The record is from RefSeq and is a predicted model, not a curated record. Lineage: Eukaryota; Euglenozoa; Kinetoplastea; Trypanosomatida; Trypanosomatidae.